Messenger RNA from Scomber scombrus (Atlantic mackerel), 432 nucleotides. Its product is annotated as sprouty-related, EVH1 domain-containing protein 1-like. The record is from RefSeq and is a predicted model, not a curated record. Gene Ontology annotation, molecular function: protein kinase binding. The annotation marks the transcript as partial. Gene Ontology annotation, biological process: negative regulation of MAPK cascade. NCBI's taxonomy places the organism in Eukaryota, Metazoa, Chordata, Actinopteri, Scombriformes, Scombridae. The transcript has 4 exons.
AAUAAUAACGCACAUGUGCGUGUUCGUGCAGUGGUGAUGACACGUGAUGACUCCAGUGGCUGUUGGGUGCCCCUUGGAGGUGGCGGCCUCAGUCAUGUGGUCAUAUGUAAAGGGAGGAGUCACGACGGCAGGGGCCGGAGAGAGUACAUCAUACGUGGAGAAAGGCUACGAGAUCGAGCAGUGAUGUUGGAGUGCGCAGUGCAAAGGGGGUUAGUGUACAACAGGGUGAACCCCAUCUUCCAUCACUGGCGAGUAGAGGAUCGCAAGUUUGGCCUUACUUUCCAGAGUCCUGCCGAUGCCAUCUCCUUCGAGAAAGGGCUGCAGACCGUUAUAGACAAGCUCGACAGAGGUACAGAUACAACAAAAGCUCUGACUCUCCCUCGUCCUCCACGCCAGAAGAGGCCGACACCGAAGAUGACGGACAAGCUGUGA